AUGGCCAACACUACAGUCCAGCUCCUCGGUUUCAUCUUGAGCCUGCUUGGGUUUGUGGGAACUGUAGCUGCCACUCUGCUCCCACACUGGCGAUGCUCAGCCUACAUCGGUUCAAACAUUAUCACGGCCACUGCCUACAUGAAAGGCCUGUGGAUGGAAUGUGUAUGGCACAGCACGGGCAUCUAUCAGUGUGAGCUGUAUAGAUCUUUACUGGCGCUGCCACAGGACAUGCAGGCUGCCCGUGCACUCAUGGUGCUCUCCUGUGUCACAUCCGUCCUGGCAAUUGUGGUUUCUGUCAUGGGGAUGAAGUGCACCUACUUUGCCCAAGGCUCAUUAAUCAAGUCUCCCUUAGUCACUAGCGGAGGGAUAUGUUUUCUCUCUGCCGCUUUACUCUGCUUGACCACGGUGUCUUGGACCACCAAUGAUGUAAUCACAGAUUUCUAUGACCCCCUCCUUCCAAGUAGCAUGAAAUACGAGAUCGGGCUGGCGGUGUAUCUCGGUUACGCAUCAGCCUGCCUCAGUUUGUGCGGAGGACUGGUCCUGUGCUGGAGCAGCAGCGGUGCACGGCCGCAGAGGCAUCCCCAAAGGCAAAGGAGUCAGCCGUCAUCCCCUCCUCCGUACAUCAACAAUACCUAUCCAGCGGCUCCUCCCUAUAAUCCUACAGAGGCUCUCAAGGGCAAUUGUGCACCCUCACUUUGCUCGGCCUCCAGCAGUGGUUACAGACUGAAUAAUUAUGUAUAAUGUGUCUGUGGAAAUCAUGUUUAACACCAGCUCACCUGAGCAUCACAUAGAAUUGAAAUACAGUACUGAAUGACAACAGUCAAGUGAACUUUUCAGGAGCAACUUAUCCCAUCACGCUGCAAUGUGGGUAAAGUACCACUAGAGGGCGGCGUUUCGCCAUCCAAGUUGUACUGCUGUCACAGUACAUGUUGAUGCGCUCAUUUUCUUCUGAUAUUUAGAUUGAAACACCAACCCGAAAGGCACUGCAUACUGCUUAAUACUGUCCGUUUUAGGAAUACUUUGUAGCUCGGUAAGAUCAGGAAAUAUAUUCAUGUAGAUUUGUUUCCUUCACCGCGUCAUUGGACAACAUUAAAGUGUGUCCCAUUCAAUGCCAUCAUUUCAUCUAUCAUUUUCUUGAUGCAUAUGAUUUUGUUUCACUGACCCAAUCAUUGUAACGAUAUAUAUAUUUUUUUAACCUGUAUGUAGUGUUCUCUCACAAAGCAUUCAUUCGGCUGCACCCGCAAAAAAAAAAAAAAAAAACGAUAUGAACAAUGGCCGCUCCCAAUUAGACCCGAGCGGUGUGCACGUCAGCCUGUCAACUGCACGGCAGCUAAAUUACGGUACCAGUCAUAACAUUGCCGCCAACAGCUGUCACGAUAGCAGUCCCACAAUAUUUAUAUUAAGGAGAGGCCAUUGAUUAACCGUACGGUCCUUUAUAUAAAAUAUCCUUUAUUUGUCCCACACUGGGGAAAUUUACAAAAAUAGAAAUAAAUAUAUAUACAGCGUAUAUGUUUUUUUUAAUGAACUGAGUUUUUCUUCAGCACUUUUCCUUUAUGAAAUAAAGUAUUUCAAUUCUUUUUUGAGAA
Hippocampus zosterae (dwarf seahorse) is the source of this 1586-nucleotide messenger RNA. Its product is annotated as claudin-14-like. The record is from RefSeq and is a predicted model, not a curated record. Gene Ontology annotation, molecular function: structural molecule activity. The transcript is spliced from 2 exons. Lineage: Eukaryota; Metazoa; Chordata; Actinopteri; Syngnathiformes; Syngnathidae. Gene Ontology annotation, cellular component: plasma membrane; bicellular tight junction. Bases 1 to 741 code for a protein of 246 amino acids. Gene Ontology annotation, biological process: bicellular tight junction assembly; cell adhesion.